AUGGUUUCUUUCCGGAUGGCUUUUCUCAUGAUGGUUUUCAUGGUGGCUGUGGGUGCGCCGAGUGCCGAGCCGGCCAAUGGCACCGGUGCAGCAGAUGCAAUGGCCGAUGACAGGCCUGUGGUCAGCAAGGUGAUUGCAGUGGGGCUCUCCUCCAUGUUGGAUGGCCUGGGAGACUCAUUGCCUGACGCCCAAGCACUGGAUGAGGCGGCAGACUUGCUGGAGUCCGAAUCGAUUGCGGAGAAUGUGGCGUUUCCUUCGCUCAUGGAGGAAGUGUUGCUGGUUCUCGGACAUCAUGCUUAUCCUCUGCCCGUCCUCCAGGAGCUGCAACGACACUGGACCCAGAUUGCGCAGAUGAUUGCGGCGAAGGCGGCAGGAAGGCUCUACGUCCGGGGCAGCCUCGUCAAGAGAUCCCAUGGGGAUGACACCGGCCAGGGGUGCUGCGCCUGCUUCGCGAGCGCCAAGUACCUCGGCUCGGUCACGAUCGCCAGCCGGUUCCUAUCGACCUCCAGCAGCCAAAGGACCGCCGCCACCGAGACCGAUGGGCAUUGGGUCGCCUGGUGGACCGCCCCCGCCGACGCCGGUGGGGCCCGCAACAGCGGGCCUGGGGCUUGGUAUUCCGCCGAGGCCCUUCCGCGCUGCGGAGGCCAAUUCGCCGUGUCCGGCUCGAGUACAUGUCCCGCUGGUUCAAAUCCCGGGGGAUGCCGGUGCACUGAUGGCUCCGCUGGUCUGGCCGCAAGCUGCUGCUGCGGACGUCCGGUGCCUGACAUCGGAGGCAUCCACCCGGCAGAUGUGGCGCGACGUGUGGUCGGCAUGCUACGUGGCAGAGAUGCGGUGCCACAACAACUGCCGUUCGCGGCCGAGGUAUGGCUGAAGAUCCCGACGGCAUCUGACCCGGGAGCUGCGCACGAGGGGGAAGGCUGGCUUCGCUGCAGAUGGUGCUUCUUACUCAGUGCAACCAGUUCUGGACAGGUGCCAAUAUGCACAUGGAACUUGGACUACGACCUCCGACUAUUAGGUCGGUCACCUGGUUGGUUUUUCUUGUGGAGACGUUCCCAUGUGAAGUGGGGGACGGUUCGCAUGUGGGUGGGAUGCUACAGGCGACGACGCCUACGCCAUAUGACCAGGGUGCGGCUAGUUAGUCCGGAACGUCGUGAGACACAGACACCGAGCAAAUAUCCCUUCGUGUGGUCUUGUCAGCUGCUUGUCAUGUUGAUGUGGCAUUUCAGUACUUGGUGGAUCGACUGUUGGCGCAGCCUGUUCCUUAUCGUGUCUUUCUAUUCCGAGACUGUACUCCAUAUGCCGACGUCCUCCAGGCACGAACAGCAGUCACUAUCUUUGUUCGAUCUGCAUUCACACUGUGCUGUCCUACCUCCUGGACGUAUACAAAGUUCGAGUCAUGUCGGUCCCAAGUCCGACAUGGGUCCCUGUCCAGCUAUGGGUCGAGGACCACUUCGGUGGUUUCUGUGGCUCUUUCUUUGGUGGUGGAUUGUGGUGGGGGCCCAAGGAGCGAGGGUGGUCGGAUCUUCCGUCGAUCCGGCGGGAGCAAGUUCACUUGCUGUGACAGGCUCCGAGAUGGUUGCAAAGCCAGACGGAAAGCAUGUUACGAAGUCAGUGGCCCAGAAGCGUGCUUAUCGUCGUGCAUGUCUUCGGGCGACACGAGCUGGUCCCAAUGGGGCCACAUGGUAUCGAGGCAAAUGGAUGACUGCCAGAGCCUUGCAGGCUCAGAAAAUUUCUUCAGCCGGGGUGUCUCUCUCUUGCCAAAUGAGCAGAAAGCCAAGCAAGGUUCCGCAGCUUCAGCUUCCGAGGUGGCCGCCUCAGCAGGGCGACGAAUGUCUUCAUGAAGCGAUACCUCCCAGACGAGCUGGUUCGGUCAAUAUCCUGAGUGUUAAUCUGGGGGGCAUUACGCUGGAACUAUACGAUGAAUUCUGCCGAUGGUUGGAGACAGAGACCACCAUAGCCAAUAUAGACAUCAUCUGCGUGCAGGAAACUUGGAGGCUCACGAGCGAUUACGUUCUUCCGCACUGGUCGUGGCUUAGCUCGGGGGCGGAGCCGGUAUCAGGACAGGGAGUUGCUGUCCUUGUGAAUACAGCAUAUGCGGACACGGCAGUCCUGAGAACCAGAGAAAUUCGAGUUGGCCGCAUUCUUCAGGUUCAAAUGCCCGUCAAGGAUGACAAGCAAGGACGCCUACUCAAUGUCGUGUGUGUCUAUGUACCUUCUAAGGUUUCUGAAUCACAGUAUGUCUAUGAGAAACGUGCUGCUGUUUGGACAGCGCUGGAUAAGUUUCUGACGUCAGUACCGGCCCGUCAUUUCUUAUGCGUUGCUGGCGAUUUCAACACGGACCUCCAGCAGGAUGCGCCCUUUGUGGGUUGUACAUUUCAAUGGAAAGGGCACUCCCGUGCCCCGGCCAGGGACCAAUCCACUUUCCAAAAUCUGUUGCGUGCCCACUCCUUGCAUGCUAUGAAUACCUGGAAACAUGAGGCGACGUAUCUUGACCACCAAGGAAGCAGAUCACGUGUCGACUACAUCCUGACGCGAUCCAACACGGCCAAAGGUAGCAACUUUCAAUACGACAAGUUUGCCUUGGUGCGUGCCUGUCAACCGGGGCCUGAGCAAGAUCGGCUGAAACAGGCGCUGGUGCCUCACCUACCGCUGCUUUAUUCUGGGCCCCCGCCCAGUCGAGUGGAGGCACUGCUCCGUCAACUGUGUGCUGAAACCUUUCCGGCCAAGCAAGCGACCUCCAGCCUACAAUGGCAAAAUCCGGAGGUGCAGCAGGAUUUGGAGCGGACAUGGACGAUCAGGCGGGCGAUUGAUGCAACACGCAUUGCACCCUUGCCGCUACUGCGCAAGGCGUUUCAAAUAUGGAGACUCAAGAAGCAACUACGUCUGCAGGUGAAGGAGCUCAAAAAGGCCAGUCGGCAGAGACGGCGAAAGCACUGGACUCAACAGCUGGAGGAGGCCGAGAAGGCGCGGGAUGCCAAGGAUGCUUAUCGCUUCUUCCGUGUCGUUACGACUUUGGCCCCUCGGAGGCCUAUGGAGCGGGUUCAAUUGCGUGAUGAGCAGGGAUGCAUCAUGACGCCUGAGCAGGAGGACAAGGCCUUGGCGGCCUACUGGAACACCAUCUACGGUAGGCCCACCGUGAAGCAGCAAGCCUGGACUCCACAAGAGGGAAUUGCCAUUCGUCAGGAGGAACUCUACCAGGCUCUUCGACAGUUGAAAGCUCGCAAAGCGGUCUCGCCGGGGCUUGCUCCGGCAGCGGCCUGGAAGGCGUUGGCGGCGGAAAUGUCAGAGUAUUUAACCGGAUUUGUGCUGCAGCGCUGGCAGCAGGGACCGCUCCUCUUGCCAACCUCCUGGACCACUACGUCGUUGAUUUUCUUGCCCAAGGCUGGAAAGACCAUAAAACAGCCCAAGGACUUGCGUCCCAUUGCUCUACAGUCGGCGGCGUCCAAGCCAAUCACGACCGUUAUGAAGUGGCGGAUUACACCAUCCUUCCUGGAGGCCAUGCGUGCACUUCCUCAGUAUGCCUACGUUCGAGGGCGCAGUACGGUGGAGGCGAUAGCGAGGGUGGCUGCACAUUGCUCCUCUGUCAGACGUUUGGUCAGGCAGCAGUCCAUGACAAUUCACGACAAGUUUGCGGGGGCAGUUUCUCAGGACUGUGUGGGAGGGGCCCAGCUGAGCAUUGAUUUAUCGAAGGCCUUCGAUUUGUUGCCUCGUAGUGUGUUACAGGAAAUUCUGUCCACCACCGAUCUCACAGCUGACGAGCAGGCGCUGAUCAUGCAGUGGCAUCAACAGGGUCGAUAUCGCAUUCGGAGUCGCGGCAGUCCGGAGGCCCAACACAUUGACCUUCAGUGUGGUGUUCGUCAAGGGGAUGUGCUGUCGCCGUAUCUCUGGGGGUUGUUUACCGCUUACUUGGCGAAGGCCUUGGAUGCUGAGAAUGGAAGUGGCUGGACUGCCAGCAAUGGCACCUUGUACGCAGAUGACAUGCACUACAAAUGGGAGUUUUCUAAAGUUGAACAUAUGCAAAAGAUGAGACAGGAUGUUCAAAAUAUCUUUGCUGUUCUCCGACGACUGGGUAUGCAGGCCAACCCAGAGAAAAGUGCAUUUCUCAUCACUGUGCGGGGCACGCAGGCGAAAAAGUGGGUUCGUCGCUUCGUUCGGAAAGACAAGCACCAAGUGCGCCACUUUCACUUUGGAGGUGGCACAGAUGACAGGGUGCCGGUUGCUGAGUCCUUUGCCUAUCUUGGGGCGGUCCUGUCUUACAACAACUUUGAGCUGGAGACCCUGAAGCACAGGCUGGGGGUGGUCAUGGUACAGACAGCGCAGUUGUACGCCUUGGAGGCAGUCGGGGCGAAGUGGCACUCUUCCAUCUUGGCGUUUGCUACAGCGAUUGAGACGGCUCUACCUGAGGCGUAUGUGGCCAAGUCCAGAGCGGAGCCCUCUAAGGAUGUGGCGAUGGCCUUUGCUUGUAGCCAGUGUGAUCUUCGCUUCGGAACGCUACAUGACUUGAAGACGCAUGAGGGAAAGGCGCAUGGAAUCAUCAAGGCCCGAGUUGAUGUGACCAAAAACGAGCACGGCAUCAACGGCAUGCCAAUCUGUCGACAUUGUGGGGAAAAGUUUUCUAAGUGGAACAUUCUUUCCAGACAUGUGGCCAGGCAAGGCUGUCCGGCUCUUCAACAAGGACAGGUGGAUGCUGCGGUGAAGGCGAUGCUCAUCACUGAACAAAGGCCUGCUUUGGAGCGUCCGGAAGUUGUCAGUUGCAUACAGCAAAAGGGUUGGGCUGGUCUCCUGCAAGACAAAGCUUUGUGUGCUGAGCUCAAGCAGCGCUGUGCAGUGUGUUACCAAUGGAUCGUGGCAACGAAUGGAAUUCGCUCACAUAUUCGCAAAGAGCAUGGCACUUCAUUUCUGCAACAUGAGGAUCCGGUGAAGCAGGAGAUGGAACUCUUCGGCAGUCUUCUGCCAGCCUUCGGGGGAAAGCCGGCAGAGGUGGUGGAGGGACAGUCCAGCGCAGCGGCCAGGCCCAAAAGACGACGAACGCAGGACGAAAGCUCCAACUCGAGCAAGGGAAAGGGUGGUGGGAAAGGUGGAGGAAAAGGGAAGAAGAAGGACGGCAAGGAUCUGCAGCUCAAGGAGGUGGUAGCCAUUCUGUCCUCUCUGACUCUACAGCAUGUCGACCAGGUGAGCCGCAUCCAGCUGGACACAGGCUUUCUGAUGACGAUGAAGAACACCGAUCAGCCGGAAUGCAUGCUCCCGGUGAUGUUCAAAAUCAGUGCGGAGUGGAAGCGCAUCAAAGCCGAGGAACCACAGAAGCUGGACAAGCCGCUCCGAGUCACGAUGAUGGUAUGCUUGCUCAACGAGCUCAAGGCCAGGGCCCUCAAGGCCAAGGACAGUGCGGAGGCACAAAGCAAGCUGCGUGAGCUGAAGUGGUUGAACGACCGGGGGGAAUGGGUCUACAUGGUCUGGAACCCGCAAACGGAGAGCCUGGAGCUGGACGAGACCCGACCUGCCGUGCCCCAGGAAGUCUUCAUCAAUCAGGUGACGGAGACCAUCUCGAUGAUCGCGCACCCGGGGGCCUUGACGCGCUUUCAGAACGUAAGACCGCUGACGGAGGACAUGUCCGGCCACAGUGUGGCGUUUCUGAUCGACGUGAGCCUGCGGGAGGAAGGCACGCCUCUACAUCGGAUGCUCACCUCAUGGGUGGACCUGCAGGCGUGGGGUCUGGCGGCCACCAGACUACGCCAGCAACGUCUUCGGCGACCACCGGCGGCGGAGAAGCUAUCGGUGGGCACCAACAAGCUUCUACAGGGGCUGAAGAAACUUCAAGGCUUGGAUUUCAUGGUGGCUGUGGGCGCGCCGGGUGCCGAGCCGGCCAAUGGCACCGGUGCAGCAGAUGCAAUGGCCGAUGACAGGCCUGUGGUCAGUGACCUUGCUGAGGCGAUUGCAGUGGGGCUCUCCUCCAUGUUGGAUGGCCUGGGAGACUCAUUGCCUGACGCCCAAGCACUGGAUGAGGCGGCAGACUUGCUGGAGUCCGCAUCGAUUGCGGAGAAUGUGGCGUUUCCUUCGCUCAUGGAGGAAGUGUUGCUGGUUCUCGGACAUCAUGCUUAUCCACUGCCCGUCCUCCAGGAGCUGCAACGACACUGGACCCAGAUUGCGCAGAUGAUUGCGGCGAAGGCGGCAGGCCUCGGCACAAACGUGGAGUGCCAUCCGGUGAGGAAGGCUCUACGUCCGGGGCAGGGGUGCUGCGCCUGGUUUGUGAGCGCCAAGUACCUCGGCUCGGUCACGAUCGGCAGCCAAAGGCCCUUCCGCGCUGCGGAGGCCAAUUCGCCGUGUCCGGCUCGAGUACAUGUCCCGCUGGUUCAAAUCCCGGGGUAUGCCGGUGCACUGAUGGCUCCGCUGGUCUGGCCGCAAGCUGCUGCUACGGACGUCCGGUGCCUGACAUCGGAGGAGCUCAUUUGGGAGUUGGCCUCGAGGAUUGGCGUGUGUGGGCUGACACCGAUGUGGGCCCAAAGUGGGGCAUUGCAGGAUCGAUUGCGGGCCCUCAUGGACCAGGCCGAAAGCCGAGGCAUCCACCCGGCAGAUGUGGCGCGACGUGUGGUCGGCAUGCUACGUGGCAGAGAUGCGGUGCCACAACAACUGCCGUUCGCGGCCGAGGUGGCCCGAGAAAUGCUCAGGCCCUUUCACUUGCAGCUGUGUGUGCUUGGGGAAAUGGUUGGCCGCUUGUCUCCUGGUCAGGUAUGGCUGAAGAUCCCGACGGCAUCUGACCCGGGAGCUGCGCACGAGGGGGAAGGACCCCAGAUCUGGCACUUUUUCAGCUGGACAAAUGCUUUUGCAGUGCCAACAUGGACAGUGUACACAACAUGUGGUUGCAGCUGGUCACAUGAUGAGUCUUGGCCUUUCAGUUUUGUUGGGCUCAGCUUGCUGGGGGAUUCCGCCACGACGGGGGCGCGAUUCAUCAGGCUGGCUUCGCUGCAGAUGGUGCUUCUUACUCAGUGGAACCAGUUCUGGACAGGUACCAAUAUGCACAUGGAACUUGGACUACGACCUCCGACUAUUAGGCGAUUGCGCUUUCCUACGGGUAUUCUGGGCAACGUUAUGUCCGGGGACACUCGAGGCCUGUGUACAGUCCUUGGCUGUGAGGGCGCUUCCCAUGGUAUGCCGACAUCCUGGGAUCAGGAUUGGCUCGCGAACAUGCCCGCCGAUUUGCUGCGGCCUUGGGGUCCUGCUUUGCAGUGGUGGCCACAUGGUGUGCCCAAUCAGGUGGAUGCUGCAAGCAGCAACUACUGUUGGAAUCAGGUGCCUCCCUUCUUGUCUGGAUAUGGCUUUGUCUCCUGGGAAUGCUGCAGGUUACAAGGACCGCAACAAGAUACCCCUCUUCAAGGGCGACUUGCAUGCCUUGGAUUAGGCCUGGUGGGAUGUGGCUUGUGUUUAAACUUCCUCACCUAUGUCUGGGGCCUUCUCUUCGCCUUGUGGAGACGUUCCCAUGUGAAGUGGGGGACGGUUCGCAUGUGGGUGGGAUGCUACAGGCGACGACGCCUACGCCAUAUGACCAGGGUGCGGCUAGUUAGUCCGGAAAGUCGUGAGACACAGACACCGAGCAAAUAUCCCUUCGUGUGGUCUUGUCAGCUGCUUGUCAUGUUGAUGUGGCAUUUCAGUACUUGGUGGAUCGACUGUUGGCGCAGCCUUUUCCUUAUCGUGUCUUUCUAUUCCGAGACUGUACUCCAUAUGCCGACGUCCUCCAGGCACGAACAGCAGUCACUAUCUUUGUUCGAUCUGCAUUCACCCUGUGCUGUCCUACCUCCUGGACGUAUACAAAGUUCGAGUCAUGUCGGUCCCAAGUCCGACAUGGGUCCCUGUCCAGCUAUGGGUCGAGGACCACUUCGGUGGUUUCUGUGGCUCUUUCUUUGGUGGUGGAUUGUGGUGGGGGCCCAAGGAGCGAGGGUGGUCGGAUCUUCCGUCGAUCCGGCGGGAGCAAGUUCACUUGCUGUGACAGGCUCCGAGAUGGUUGCAAAGCCAGACGGAAAGCAUGUUACGAAGUCAGUGGCCCAGAAGCGUGCUUAUCGUCGUGCAUGUCUUCGGGCGACACGAGCUGGUCCCAAUGGGGCCACAUGGUAUCGAGGCAAAUGGAUGACUGCCAGAGCCUUGCAGGCUCAGAAAAUUCCUUCAGCCGGGGUGUCUCUCUCUUGCCAAAUGAGCAGAAGGCCAAGCAAGGUUCCGCAGCUUCAGCUUCCGAGGUGGCCGCCUCAGAAGGGCGACGAAUGUCUUCAUGAAGCGAUACCUCCCAGACGAGCUGGCUCGGUCAAUAUCCUGAGUGUUAAUCUGGGGGGCAUUACGCUGGAACUAUACGAUGAAUUCUGCCGAUGGUUGGAGACAGAGACCACCAUAGCCAAUAUAGACAUCAUCUGCGUGCAGGAAACUUGGAGGCUCACGAGCGAUUACGUUCUUCCGCACUGGUCGUGGCUUAGCUCGGGGGCGGAGCCUGUAUCAGGACAGGGAGUUGCUGUCCUUGUGAAUACAGCAUAUGCGGACACGGCAGUCCUGAGAACCAGAGAAAUUCGAGUUGGCCGCAUUCUUCAGGUUCAAAUGCCCGUCAAAGAUGACAAGCAAGGACGCCUACUCAAUGUCGUGUGUGUCUAUGUACCUUCUAAGGUUUCUGAAUCACAGUAUGUCUAUGAGAAACGUGCUGCUGUUUGGACAGCGCUGGAUAAGUUUCUGACGUCAGUACUGGCCCGUCAUUUCUUAUGCGUUGCUGGCGAUUUCAACACGGACCUCCAGCAGGAUGCGCCCUUUGUGGGUUGUACAUUUCAAUGGAAAGGGCACUCCCGUGCCCCGGCCAGGGACCAAUCCACUUUCCAAAAUCUGUUGCGUGCCCACUCCUUGCAUGCUAUGAAUACCUGGAAACAUGAGGCGACGUAUCUUGACCACCAAGGAAGCAGAUCACGUGUCGACUACAUCCUGACGCGAUCCAACACGGCCAAAGGACACAAAUCUGAGACGAUGCCUCAGCUACACUUUGCUUCGUGGCGGGAGGGUAGCAGACACCUUGCCCUGAUUGGGAGGAUUGACCUCACCUCAUGGCGGAACCUCCGCUCCCGUGAGGUCAGCAACUUUCAAUAUGACAAGUUUGCCUUGGUGCGCCUUGUGGUCCCACUGCAGGAUGUCGGAGCAGAUGGUUGGAUUGGCUUUUGGGUUGCUGUCAAGACUCGUUGCCUGCCAGCCACGGGCCUCGAAGGCACGGCCGACCGACCCCGUGCCGCUGAACAGCUCCAGGCCAGCAGGGCCAGGUUGACUCCCACGCACUCCGCCGUGGACGCCGCGCGUUUAGCGGGCGGCAUUGUAUUUGUUUGGGGGAAGAAAACGAUGAGCUCAGCGCAGCAAGCCGCGCCAACCAUGGCGAUCCAGCUGGGAGAGCUUCUGACCAACACCAAGGGCGGCAAGAGUGUGCCCCUGCGCGGCGAGGGCAGCGGCCCGCCAGUUUGGCAGUCCGCCGAAGUUCAGAAGAUCGGAGGCCCCUGGGAGGGCCCAGAGGCACCGGGCGAGAGCGUCUUCUCGCGCCCCGGCGUCAUGCGGGCCCACCUCAAGGCGGUGCACCUCGGCGAGAAGCCGUUCCAGUGCCCGCUGUGCCCCAAGGCCUUCGGCUACAAGCAGGCGCUCGACGAGCACGCACGCAUCGCCCACCAGGACGUGCGCCCGCACGCCUGCACGGACUGCGACGCGCGCUUCCACAAGGCCGCCGACCUCAAGAAGCACCUGGCCAUCCACGCCCGCAAUGGCUUCGUGCACCGGUGCCGGGAGGACCGCGUGGCCCGUCUGCUGGAGGAGGAGGGCCUGCGCUUCGAGCGCCAGGUCCGCGUGGACUUUGAGGGCGGCGGUUUGGCGCGCCUGGACUUCCUGCUCCGCAUGGACUGGGGCCUCUGCGUCGUGGAGGUCGACGAGGGCGCCCACUGCGUCCGCGAGCAGGCGGACGAAGCGGCGCGCAUGCUCAAGGUGCGGGCCCGGCACGCCAAGGAGCCCCUGCGCUUCGUCCGCUACAAUCCCGACUGCUUCGGCGUGAGUGGGCAGCUGGCGGAGGUUCCGCAGAGCCGCCGACCCGGGCUUUCCUGA
Molecule: messenger RNA, 10095 nt
Organism: Symbiodinium natans
Lineage: Eukaryota; Dinophyceae; Suessiales; Symbiodiniaceae
Source: the annotation of a GenBank genome assembly